UUUUCAAAGCACAUGAGAUUGUGCUUGGGGAUUUUUGAGUGACAGUUGGUCAUGACGUUUUAAAAUUGCUGGAAAAAUCUUGUUGGUUUAUUGAGGUUGCUUUUGAAUUUUUUGGAAAAUUAUGAGUGACGCUUCGUGAAAUAUUUUGAAAAUUCUCAAAUUAUAACGUUGUUGUUACUUUGGUCUUAUUAUGAUGGCACAAUGAAUCAGUUAAGGUAUUUCUUUGGCUUACAUGUCCCAAGACGCGUUCCAUCCAAUGCAGUCGCAACAUGUGGCAACAACACAGGCGAAAAAUGCAUACGAAAGCGAUACUUCAAGUCAAGAAUUUUGAAAAGUGUUCAAUCGGACAAUUUCCUAAGACGAAAUUUUGAAGUUAAUAAAAUUUCGAAAAUAACCACCAACCGAUACCAGGAUAGCCGCAAAAGCAACAGUAAGUCCUUGCUAAGAAUAAAAAGCAAAACAGGCCAAUUGGAAAUUGCACGAAAAUCAAAAAGUACAAAAAUCCAAAACACGGCUCGACAGAAUAAAAAAUCAAGUCAGUCAAAUAUACCCCAAUCAAAUGCAUACAGUCUCAGUCAGAUAUCGACUUUCAAGAGUGAUUCAAAAAAUCAGACGACGUAUUCGAAAAAACAUAUGGAAAAAUCAAAAACGCUAGAUUCCAAAAACGCAACCCUACUAUUAAACAUAGAAAAAUAUCCACGAUCCUAUGCAAAGUUGAUAGCGAACUAUGCCGAAGACUUACGAAUAAAUCCGAACGACGAAUCUCGAUCCACAAAUGAAUUAAGUUUCAGAAGAUACGACGAAUCCAAAAAAUUUUCGCAAGUAAGAAGAAGCAAAGAUGACUUUGGUUCACGAAGACAGGGUUCAUCGACAUCAUCCACGAGAGAUUCUACUGGACUUCGAGACUCGGAGAAAUACUCGGAAUGGUUGGGAGUCAUGGAGGCCACCUUGAGGGGUCUAAAAAGUAACGCGAACCUGAACGAAGGCGCGAAGAUUAUGAAGGAUACUAAGUUCGAUGAAGCUGAGGUAUUGGAAUUUGUCGAUCGCAACGCCGAUUGGUUGGACGAGGUUGUGGCAGCUCACGUGGCCCAGAAAAAGCCAAAGCCAAUGACCAAUAAGAACGAGCUUGUCUCGGCUGCUAAAAGUGCCAGAGGAUUCGCUACCAAAUCUGAAAUCACUAGCGAUAAGAAACUGACUGUAGGUGACAGGACUAUUCAUCCUGACCCCAUACCUUCCAAAAGAGAAUAUUUGUUGGAAUACCUUAUUGGUGAGAAAAGUGAUACGAAUUUUAAAAUCAAAAUGAAAUCAGUCACCGAGACAAAUUUAGGAUCGGAAGUGACUUUGCGCUUGGGUCCAUCUGCGUCUGGAUUAUCUGUCAAUCUCAAAGGAUCGAGUGUCAGUUUAAAUUUGGAAUCAUUGAAUGAUAUUGGAAAUAUAAAAAAUGUACCGGAAGUUCAAGAUUAUUAUGAUUUGUCAAAAUCAAAAUUAAGGAACGACCUAACAGACAAGACUCUUGAUAAACAAAAUACAGGAAGUUCUGUAUAUAUUACUGUUAACGAGGAACAACACCCUGCUGAAGGAACUUCCGGUAAUGUGAGACAGAUUGAAAUUCGAAUCAAUGGAAAAAUGGGGAAGGAAGUAAAGAGUCUGUCGUCGAGAAAUGAUGAAGUUGCCAAUUCUGUCGGUAAUGUGGAAAUUGUUUUGCCGACGUUUGUUAAAGGAAAGGAGGAAUUUUUGAAAGAAGGGGAGAGACGAGGCUCUUUUUUGAAUUUGCAAAUUUCAUCUGGACGAGAUCAAUCCGUGGACAUGGCAUUGAAAGGGGUUUCAUCUUCCGGUUCACCUGGGGCAGGUGCUGCUAGUACCGGAAGUAUCGGUUCCAGAGGAAAUACUGCUGGUUCAAGUUCUGGUGGAUCGAAAUCUGGACCAAAGGAUCCAAAAUUACAGUCAAACUUACAGCACGAUGUAGAAAAUAAUCAAACUGUAAUACGCAUAACGUCUCGUGUUUUGCCCUGGUGGGCAUCGCCGGAUUCUUUUAAGUUCACUAAGAAUUCUGGUGGUACUUCCGGUUCAGGGUCAACGGAAGCUGGAAAAGCACCGUCUCGUAGUCAAUCAACUAAUCAAGUGGACCGAUCAAGAAAAUUGCCUGACAAGUUUUCAUCGUCUGUAGCUAAAGAUAAAGAACCAUUAAGAAAAUCCCAAAUUUCGAAAAGCCAAUCGUACGGAAAUAUUGUUGAAAAAACAAAGAUGGCAAAUAAUGAAAAGACGGAUUCUCAACAGAAAUUAGCGGUUGGUUCGAUUAGUCGAAAAAGAUCGCAAAUUCAAAAUGGUUUUGGUAUCAGUAGAGGAAGAUCUAGAAAGAGACGAAGGAGCGUGUCCGCGAUUACAAAAAUUAUUAAGAAUGAAAUAAAAAAGAAAAAUGAUAGAAUUAGUGCAAAGGUUGAUAAUGCUAUGUCAAGGAAAGGUUCUGAUUUGAAUAUUCCCAAAAAGCAAGAAAAUUUUGGAAAUAAGAUGAAUGAUCUGAGAAGUAGGCGUACAGGUGGUACUGAAGUGAUAAAAAUGCCUGAAAAAAUGGACGCGACUGGUAACCGCGUUGGGAAAAAAUUGAUUGACACUUCUGACGUCACUUCCAAAAUUCAAAAUCAAAAGAAAGCGACGGUUGCUGUUAAUAAAGUUAAGCCGUAUAUUGCAGAGAAAUCAGAUGCUUCUAAGGCAAAAUCUACGAAAAUCGAAGGUUCGAAAAUGGCUGGCACGCAUAAUACGACAUCUAAAAAUUUGAAUAAAGUGUCAGAGGGCGUUUCCGGUGUUUCGACAUUGCCUGGAGUGAAGUCAGAUGCUGAUAUGAAAGUAACUGACAAGAUCGAGAUUAAACCUAACAAAAAAUUAGACAUCUCGUCUUCGUCAAAUUCAAAAAACGUUAAAGUAGAAAAGAGUAAGGACAUUUUGCAAAAUAAUGAGGUGAACAAAGGAAAAUCUUCCGGAAAUACUGAUCCUGCAGCUGAAGCUAACAAACCGGGUUCUUCCGGAAGCAUGAAAAUACCAGAAACAAAUAAUAAAAAAAAGUUAGGCGAAAAUGUCAGUACUGGUGUACAGUUGUCGAAUGUUAGUAGAAAUACAAAAAGUAUUUUCCAAGAGAAAGCAAAAUCAGAAAUUUUUUCAAAAAAUGAUAAAGGGGUAUCAAAAGUGUCAUGGUUUUCUCCGAGUAAAAUGAUAUCAAAAAAAGAUACCAAAAUAGAUAUGACGACAGUGGAGACUUCAAAGGAUACAAAUUCCGUGGAAAUGAAAUCUCAAAAAAAUAUUCCAAAAAUAUCGUCAUACGUGAAAUCGAAUAUUUUAAGUAAAGAAAAUAUAAAGAAAGACCAGAAUCAUUCAGCAACCUCUAUGAGACAAAAUUCAAAUUCUAAUUUUGGCAGUACUAAUUUAAAGAGUUCACAAUCGAAAUUAAAGGUAGACCCUCUAAAACCAAUUUCGAAAAAUGACGAUGGUACUCUUAUUGAUUAUGGAUUGAAAGUGAUGUCUAGAAAGAAAUCAAAAAAGGGAUUAAACGAAUCAAAAGUUUCUGACGGAAUCAAUAUGGUUGUAAAGAAUAAAUCAGUAAACAAAAAUCCACUUAAAGUAAACGAGAAUCAUUCUGGAUUUGUAGCAAUUGGAAAAACAGAAAUUUACAAAAAUAAAGGGAAAACUCAUGUUGUAGAAAGGAAAGCUUCCCUGACUCAAAUUCCACGACUCAAAAUCGUAUUGGAGCCCAUGAAGAAAGUCAAAAAUAUAACUAAAGAAAACGAAACUACAUAUGCUCAAAUUUCCAAGAAAGAUGAAAAAAUAAUAAAAAAUUUAGUGAAUUUUUCAAGUAUACCAGAAAUUGACAGAAGCGCCACAAGGACAACCAAUCAAACCACAAGUGGUUCAAGUGUAAUAAAAAAAUAUGCAACCCAAUCGAGAAAAUCAGCAGCAUCGAAAAUUUCAAUUACGACAUUACCCGCAAACAACAAACAAAAUUUAAACAAAAUUUCCGAAAGUUCUAGAAAUCCCGAAAUAACUAAAAUGACCAUUUCGGAAAAUUCCCAACACCCAAGUAUUUCUGAAAACGACGUACGACCAGAAAAGGAUUUGAUAUACGCAAUCUGGCUAGAACGUUUCGAUAGAAAAAUAACCAAAGACAAAAUAGCAAAAUCAAAACCCCCAAAGUCUUGACGAAUUCUUACCCAAAAAAAGCACAAUUUCCGAAAAAAGAAACUUAAACUAUCUGCAACAUUUGUGCACCAUAUGUAGAAUCUAUUGUACUGUCAAUUAUUUAAAUCACUGUGCAGUUAAACAAAAUUUUCAAAAAUCCUUUAAAAAAUAAUUCAAAAAAGCAAAAUUAAAACAAUAAUCAAUUUCUGUCAAGCUAAUUGUCAAACUGUAGAAUUUCUCAAUAUUAUUCUCCCUGAAAAUACAAAAAUAUAUACAUACACAUAUAUAUCCCCAUAAACCAUAUCUCAAAGACGAAAGGGCCUGAUUGGAUAAUUAAAAUUCUCAUUAAAACCGUCGGCGGCGUCUUGAAACGGUUUCUCCAUACAAUGGUUGGAACGUGAACGCGAUGAGAAGGCCCCGUAAAAUAAAAAUGGGCCCAAGCUUAGAAGAGAAAUACAACCCUAGGUAUAGUAAAUACACAAUGCCCUAGCGAAGCCAUAAGUCCCAAAAUAGCCCAAAACCUCCUUAACCUACAUCGACACACAGUUACCAAUUUCCACCCGACUUACGCCACGCGUCCAAAUACCGUUAUGGCGAAUAUUAGAAUACGUCAUAAAAU
This is a messenger RNA of Cephus cinctus (wheat stem sawfly), 4786 nucleotides long. RefSeq lists its product as uncharacterized. The transcript has 2 exons. Lineage: Eukaryota; Metazoa; Arthropoda; Insecta; Hymenoptera; Cephidae. The record is from RefSeq and is a predicted model, not a curated record. Bases 202 to 4188 code for a protein of 1328 amino acids.